Molecule: messenger RNA, 1099 nt
Organism: Cherax quadricarinatus
Lineage: Eukaryota; Metazoa; Arthropoda; Malacostraca; Decapoda; Parastacidae
Source: RefSeq, a predicted model, not a curated record
UGGACUCCCUUCCCCACUUCCCCAAAGUCGGCGGUAUUCUUGCCGUACCCAGGAUCAUGUAUCCAGGAAUCCUUCCGUCUACCGCCGGAUAUCUUCCCUUAACCACUUACCCAAGGUCAGCCUCAACUGCAUGUAUUCAUGCCUUACCCAGGUUCAUGUAUCCAGGAAUCCAUCCGCUCGCUCCAGGAUGUCUCCCCUUCCCCACUUACCUAAGAUCAGCCUCAACAACAACCUUCCUCAAGUUCACGUAUCCAGGAAUCCAUCCGCUCGCUCCCAGAUGUCUUCCCUUACCCACUUGCCUAAGGUCGGCGGUGCCUUCCCUGGAUCAGUGUCUCCAGGAGUCCACUUGUGUCACCUGAGUGGACUCCCUUCCCCACUUCCCCAGAGUCAGCAGUGCCUUCCCCGGAUCAGUGUCUCCAGGAAUCCACUUAUGUCCCCUCAGGUGAACUCCCUUCCCCACUUCCCCAAGGUCAGCGGUAUUCUUGCCGUCCGCAGGAUCAUGUAUCCAGGAAUCCUUCCGUCUACCGCCGGAUAUCUUCCCUUCCCCACUUAUCCAAGGUCAGCCUCAACUGCAUGUAUUCUUGCCUUGCUCAGGUUCAUGUAUCCAGGAAUCCAUCCGCUCGCUCCGGAUGUCUCCCCUCCCACUUACCCAAGGUCAGCCUCAACAACAACCUUCCUCAAGUUCAUGUAUCCAGGAAUCCAUCCGCUCGCUCCGGAUGUCUUCCCUUCCCCAUUUCCCUAAGGUCGGCGGUGCCUUCCCCGGAUCAGUGUCUCCAGGAGUCCACUAGUGUCACCUUAGGUGGACUCCCUUCCCCACUUCCCCAGAGUCAGCGGUGCCUUCCCCGGAUCAGUGUCUCCAGGAGUCCACUAGUGUCACCUCAGGUGGACUCCCUUCCCCACUUCCCCAGAGUCAGCGGUUGCCACCUUCAGUGACCUCGCUGCAUGGAAACUUGGUCUUGUCUAGCUGGUCUACGGUAGAGACUGUCCAGGUGGGUGGAAUUACUGGAGGUGACACACACAGAAAACUGCGUCCAGUAAUUACACUCCACCAAGACAGCCUGGACCGUAGGUCAGCUAGACGCCACCAAGCGGCCUCACA